Molecule: messenger RNA, 336 nt
Organism: Paracoccidioides brasiliensis Pb18
Exons: 2
Coding region: 1-336 (111 amino acids)
Source: RefSeq, a predicted model, not a curated record
AUGACCUGGGAAGGUACUUACAGGACAUCAACGCCAGUCAGGGAGUCAGGGGGGAUUCAUGUGGUGCCUGAUCGGUGGGCCUCCUCUCCCACCCUUUCUUCCCUCUCCCCCCCAGAGGUAAGGCUGGGAUCCAUGGAACCAACCAUCGCCCCUCUAAAACGCACUGCAAUGCCAAGGAAUUCCUUACAUAAGCGCUGUUCCAAUGGAGCCCGCGGUCGGUUGGAACGCCGGUUGGGCAGCCAAUCACGGGCUGUAUCCCGUCACCUGGCGCGGAAUGGCGGGAGCCGCGUCCCCAGCCUAUCCAUGGGUGUGUCAUCCUCAGGUAGCAACUAUUAA